Molecule: messenger RNA, 555 nt
Organism: Lutra lutra (Eurasian river otter)
Lineage: Eukaryota; Metazoa; Chordata; Mammalia; Carnivora; Mustelidae
Gene: PRR20G
Product: proline rich 20G
Exons: 1
Coding region: 1-555 (184 amino acids)
Source: RefSeq, a predicted model, not a curated record
AUGGAAGCAGAUGGCCCCGUGAAGCCAGGCCAUCCCUCAAAACCUUUUGCUUACGUGAAACCUAUCAGAUAUGAGACCCCAGCAUUCACAGCUCAUCAUGGAGAGAGAACCCAAAGCCACCGUGGGAGAAGAAGUCAAGAGAGAAUGAGAACCCUCUUUAGGGCCACAGACCUUCACAGAGACCAUGGCCUCCAGGUAAGGCCAAGACGCAUGCUGAGACCAGGUCGGCGUGUGGAUCAGGACCACGGUGAAGAGCCAAGCCAUCAUGUGGAGCCAGAAGCCAGGCGGGCCCCAUCCUUCCCUCUUACUGAAGCAGCGACAUUGCAUGGAGAUGGGCUGCAAGGCCUUGGCCUUGGCACAAUCCAGCGGGGGGGAGGACUGCAGGCACUGCCUGAUGCCUCUGGGUAUUGGGUUCUCACAAAUUCCCCAACUUCGUCCAUUUAUCCCUGCUUAGGUUUCAGACCCUUGGAGGGCUCAACUUUGCUCUUCACACAGACCCCCUCUGGUACCUUUGUGUAUGGGGUCCCAGAAUUUUUCACCCACAUUGCACACUGA